GGCGUGGUGAAGCUGGGCUGGUCCUGGGAGAACCGCUUCGUGGUCACCUGGAAUAGCCAAAAGCACCUGGAGGCGCGGCUGAAGGAGCUCAUGAACCAGCAAGGUUGCCUGGCCACCUUCUGCGUGGUGCAGGAGUGGGUCGACUUCGACUUCGAGAUGCGGCUUUACUUCCUGCCGCCUGCCGAGUGGCCUGUCCAG
Molecule: messenger RNA, 198 nt
Organism: Effrenium voratum
Lineage: Eukaryota; Dinophyceae; Suessiales; Symbiodiniaceae
Source: the annotation of a GenBank genome assembly